Messenger RNA from Monomorium pharaonis (pharaoh ant), 2230 nucleotides. Its product is annotated as lipase member H. The transcript is spliced from 7 exons. NCBI's taxonomy places the organism in Eukaryota, Metazoa, Arthropoda, Insecta, Hymenoptera, Formicidae. Gene Ontology annotation, molecular function: lipase activity. Gene Ontology annotation, biological process: lipid metabolic process. The coding region runs from base 915 to 1859 and encodes 314 amino acids. The record is from RefSeq and is a predicted model, not a curated record.
CCACAACGUGAAUAUUCAUUUUUUUUUUUCUCGAAACACUGCACCGUUUGUACACUCAUGUAAGUUGGCAGGAAAGUUUGCCGAAACGUUAAUUAAUUCGAGGGAUACAAGAAAACGUUAUCUCUCGGUCAAAGCGGAUUUUAGUGCUUAAUAUUAUUAUCAAGUAUAUCUUUCAGUUCUAUAAAUUGCGUGCCGAAAUGGUCGGUGGACUUAAAAUUGCAAACUGAAGCUAGAAAUAAUACCUCAAAUAAAUUUGAUCAUCUUUAAACGAUGCUAUAAGCAUCUUAAAAAACUGUGAAAAACGUUAAUUCGUUUAAUUAAUUCGUUUAUCGUUUAUGUUAUUUUCAGCGCAUGUGGAGAAUAUGUUCUAAAGACUGCCACAAAAGCACCAUUCGCACUCGGAUAACAAUUGAAAUUAUUGUUUUGCAGUUACCAUUUGUAUAUUAUACAAAUACCUGCGCUAUUAAAAAAUAUAUUUUUGCACGGAUUCUCAACGUAUUGUUCGAAUUAUCCAUUCAAUAUUUCCUUGAAAUUCGUGACAAUUUUAUUGGAGUUGUUUUGCACAAUAGAACUUCAAUCAAUACUCCGGCAUGUUAUCAACAGAAAAAUUCUUAUUUUAUCACGUUAGAUAAAUAUCAUAACGUUUGAAAUUAUCAGAACGGAAGUCGAGUUUAGCUAUCACUAGUAUUACAUUACUACAACUUAUUUCCCCUGGAUAAAAAGAUUAUAUGUGCGAUUUCAAUCACUUUCUUUUUACAUUCUAUUUUUAAUUACUCAAAUUUGAUUAAUGCCUACAAUUUACGAAAGCUUUGAUAUCAUUGAUUAUCAACGGUUUAUCAAUCACGUCACUGAAUAGAUGCCUAUCAAAUGAAAUAUAAACCUGAAUUUUUUAUGUUGUAAAAACUAUUUCAAAGAUGAUCGUCUCACGAGCAUUUGCAUUAUUGUUCCCCUCUUUAUUGGCUUCCAUUACGAAUCUUAAUUAUACGAUUUUCGUCGAUGACCGUGGAAUACCACAUCUGAUCAAUACCAAUGAACCUGAAUUCACGCAAGCUGAACUCAGUGAGUUAGACGAAUCCGCUCAAAAAACCACCUUCUAUUUAUACACUCGAAACAAUCCGGUAGUAGGGCAACAGCUAUUCACGAACAAUCUAGAUAGUGUAAACAACAGUUUUUGGAAUCCCGAUCACCCCAUUCGAUUGGUUACGCAUGGAUGGCUUGGAAAUAGCGAACAAGAUAUUUGCAAACUAAUUCGAGACGCUUAUCUCAGCGUUGGCGAUUACAAUGUCAUCUUAAUCGACUGGCGAGAAGUAGCCAAACAUUUGUACGUAAAAGCCGUGAGAGGUAUGCCACUCGUGUCACAACGCGUGGCCCUUUUGAUAGACUUCUUAGAAAACAAUGCAAAUCUCGAUCCUGACAGAACCACGGUAAUCGGAUUCUCCUUGGGAGGACAUGUCGCUGGUCUUAGCGCUCGUUUCGCAACUAGUAAGAUCGGCGCGGUAGUCGGUUUAGAUCCCGCGGGACCUGCUUUCGAGCUCAAAGGACCAGGGAAAAGAAUAGACAAAUCGGACGCGGUUCUAGUACAGAUAAUACAUACCUGUACGAAGUUUAUGGGCAUAAAAAAGGCAAUCGGCACUUCCGACUUUUAUCUCAAUGGCGGCGGGGAGCAACCGGGAUGUGAUGGUCCUGAUGCGAUACAAUGCUCGCACUCAAGAGCUUACUUGUAUUACGUCGAAUCUAUCGGAAACCCUACAGGAUUUCGCGUCGGAAACGUGUUAAUGGGAGGACCCUCCCUCGAUCCGAACGCACGUGGAAAGUUUUUUCUGAAGACUGCCUCACAACCGCCGUUUGCACUCGGAUAACAGUCAACAUCAUUAUUGCGAAUUUACUAUUUUUAUAUCGCGCGCGCGCACACACACACACACACAUACGCACACCGGAUAUUAAAAAAUAAAAUUGAUUUUCUUCAAAUUUUUUUAAGUAUUAUUUAAAUAAUCUAUUCAAUUCGUAAUGUGAAUAAACUUACUUUAAUUUCCUUUAAUAAUUUGUAUUAUAUUUUAUUUCAUCCUAUUUAGCUAAAUUUUAAUUAUUAUUACAUUAUCGGUGUUAUCAAUAGAAAUUUCAUUGUUUUAUCAUGUCAUCAUGAUUUUUUUCAUAUCAGAACACUUAAAAUUAUCUAAACAAACAUUUUGUUUAUAUCACUAGCAUUAUAUCAAACGUGAUUUCUUCCAAA